CGGAGUCAAUAAUGCGCUCACGCCAGUUUAUUGUCUGUUCUUUGACUUCAUCUCAGACAUUUGGAAUUUCACGGACGAUAUGCUUAUCUUGCUAACAAUACGCUUUCUUUGGACAAAUUUCACCGAUUCUGAAGGACAUAGAAAGUGCACUUUUUCAAAAAUGACCUUGGGCUGAAUGGCUAAGCGUAUCCCGAACAAUCGUUGUAUACGGUCGUUGGAUGAUUCAGAGGAUUUAAUUAGUAGCACGAAUGAUGGAUCACAACCAAUUUCACAGAAUGUUCAGGAUCUGGCCAACGAUAUCUAUAAAGAAUUCGAGUCAUUAAUUAAAUUGUACGGAAACGGCUUCCUUCACAAUUUAAUGCCCUUGGUCAUCCGUGCACUAGAAAACUUAGAUAGCUUGCAUUUAGAGAACUCUGAUCUGCAUAUUAAAUCACUUGUAUUGAGCGAUGAUCACAAGUUGCUUUCCAGUGAGUAUGAAAAGGAGAAAAAAUUAAGGAAAGUUGCUGAAAAUAGACUCUUUCACCUAGAAGAUGACUUAGAGGAGGAACGCAAAAACCAUGAGGAAAAGUGUUUAGCGUUUGAAAGCAACAUUCGUCUGCUCGAAGGCAAAGUAAAGAAUUUGAAUGAGCAAAUUUCACGAUAUGAAGAUCAUGAAUUGGAGAUGAAGAAAGACUAUCAAAGGCUGCACGAUUUAUAUACAAACCUCCUUCGUGCAUAUCUUGAAUAUGUCGAACGUGUUAGGUCAAUGUUUCAUAAAUAUAAACUGGAUCAUCAAUGUCUUCCUCACGCUCCUUACCUCACAGAUAACACUAGCUUUGAAGUCAGUUCACCAACUCAAACAUCUGACCGCAGUACUGGUGCUGAUCAUCUGAAUCGGUUUGGCACCUUGAUGGACUCAGAUGCUUUAGAGACAGAAAGACAAAGAAUUAUGCGCAUGAUAAUGGAAACAACUCCUGAACUUUAUGGUACUGGUGGACUUCUUACCUCUUCUACACUUUCAGAACCAUGUUUCGAUGAGCUGUCACAGGGUGAUUUACCGGAUGACGAUGGGCAUGAUAUGAAAAGUCAUGAUGGAUCUUGUACAGCUUCUCAACCUCAGUGUGGUGAGACACUAGGCAGUGAUUUUGCUGAAUCUGUUGAACUGGAAGUUGAUGGUGAUCUAACCGAUUAUGCUGGUGUACGCAGGGAAGUACAAAAUUUAAUAAAAGAGAAUCAAGAAUUAAUUCAAACAAAGAAUGCUCUUAAAAUUGUUACAAAUGAUCUUAUUGGAAAAAUUGAUGAACUUUCAUGUCAAAAUUUUCAAUUCUCCUCUGAACUGAAUGCUUUGAUUACCAAUCGAGCUAGUAUGCUGUUACGUAUUAAAGAUUUAGAACAAGAAAAUGGUCAGUUGCGUCGAGAAUUUGAAAAUCCUGACCUGUAUGGAAGUUUACCUGAUGAUGAAACAAGCGAUUGUCAAGAUCUUCCACUAUCUAUGCGUGUACGUUUCUCACGUGUAGAAAUGGCACGUGUUCUCCUCGAAAGGAAUCAGUACAAAGAACAACUUUUAGAACUGCAAGAAGCUGUUCAUUUAGCGCAUAAUCUGAAAGCUGAACAAGUAUCAAGACUACAAAAUGGCGGGAAUAAACGUGGACGUAUUAAAGCCUUUUUUGCUAGACUGUUCAAUUCACCUGUUCAAACAACACAACAGAAUUCCAGUAAAUUGUAUACACCACCAUUAGUAUUGCCUAUGAAUAAUAUUCGUCAGUCGUCAACUACUCCUCAUAAUUUUAAUUCUUCUUCAAGGUUGAGUAUUCCAACGGAUUCUACAUCAUCAUUGUUGAGUGAUCGAAGUGAUGCGAAUGUUUCUGUCUCCUUUCAAAAGACAAAGAGUGAAAUUUGUUUAAAUCAAGACUUAGAGAUUCCUAGAACGUCUGUCGGGAUGACAUAUGACAGUUCCUCGUUGAAUAGUUUUUCUAAUACAAAUCACAAUGCAAAUAAAAGUUUGGAUAAUCAUCGCCAGUUGAUUACAUCUUCUGUUGAAUGGUAUUCAUCACCACAUGGAAAUGAAUAUCACCUUGAAAGAAGAAAUCCACAAGUUACGUGUAUCUACCCUUUGAAUAAUUAUCCGGAUAGUAUAGAGUUACGAUGUGCAGCAGUUGCCUAUCCUUGUCAAAGUGAGUCAUCUAUGCCGGCUACAUCAUUGCUGACCACUUCUUCACCGUCACUGGAGGAUAAUAUACAUACAUCGGGUUAUUCUACUAGAAAUAGUAUAAAAUCUAUUGAUGAUAAUGUUGGCAAUACGAUUGGUAAUGACGCCUGCAUAGAUGUAUCUAGACAUAUUGAUGAAGGAUACAAAGAAGAUCAUGAGCAAUUACAACAAAUGAAUAAUGGACUUACACGUAAAUCUCUGAAUAAUUAUUCUGUGGAUAAUACAUGCUCCAAUAACGCCUUAGAGAAGUAUCCAUCAAUGAUGGUUGAUGAUGAUGACUUCCCUGAUAUUCGAUCAAACCUGAUCUGGUUGUGUUCAUUAUCUAUGAAACAAGAUAUAGCAACAUUAAAACCAGUGCCAAACAAUAAUCCUUCUAGUUCAUCAUUUUCAAUUAUGUAUACUUCUUCAGAGUAUUCUGCAAGAAUUAAAAGUUUAAUUACUAUUGUACGCAUGGAUAAUAAUUCUGCAUGUCAGAUAGUUGAUUCAUUUGCUAUUUGUAGUUCAACAGUACUGUGUAUUUGUGCUAUACCAGGUGCAUCUGGAGAAGAUUUCACUUCUCUUAAAGCUACACAAAGUUACUGGGAAAUGUUGCCUAUAGAUACGUUUGACGAUGCAUCAGAUAGUACCCAACCUUCAAAUACUGAAAUAAAUCAAGGAAAUACAUCAUGCUCAACAAAUGAAUCCAGUAUUAUUACAGAAUUUAAAUACCUUGAUUGUGACUCCAAUAAUAAUAAUAAUAACACUCAUAAUGAAAGCACACCUCAAAGAACAGAUAAAGUAGUUGAAGAUACCAAGUAUCAUAAAACAUCAACACCAAUGCCAACAAUCACCAAGGCGUCAUCAUCAUCAUCAACAUCAACCAAUUCACAUCUGUCAAGCAUAAAACAGGCUCUGGAUCAUCUAUCAUCAACACGACGGCUAGUGAAUGCCCUUGGUAUCGUUGGUUCAGUGAAUGAUGUAGAUGAAGUGACUAUGUCGUAUGUAGCGACUAGACGGCGUUUUGUUGUACGUCAUCUAGACUAUGAUGCUGAUAUGAAUGUUACAGCUGCAAGUAAAGACACACUUAGUUACCGAUCCGCCACAACUAUCAGUGAAGAUAUUGACAUGGAUAAUGAUGAUAUUGAGGAUAAUAGUGAUUCUCAGUGUGCUUGCUCAUCUUCUACUCAACCUCAUCGUCAACAUCACUCCACCGAAUGCUAUUCUAAUUCUUCAGAGUUAUCAAAUCAACCCACAAUGUGGUUUGGUUGUCAAAAUGGUGAUUUAUACGUUCAUUCAUGUGUAUCUGAUUGGCGCAAAUGUUUGCAUGCAAUACGCUUGCCUGAUUCAGUAACACAGAUAUGUCAUUUCGCUGGACGUGUAUUUGUCAGUUUAGCCAAUGGUCAAAUAGUUGUGUUUAGACGACAACUUUCCAAUCAAGUGAAGAGGGGUAAUCUAUGUCCAAGUCAUUCAACAUCUAUUCAAUCAUUGAAGACUGUAGCAGCAGCGGCAGCAUCAGUAACCACCACAACAACAACUGUGACGUCGUCUUCUUCAUCAUCUAACUUACCUGAUAAUAUUUCGUCUUCUGCACAAAUUCAUGAUCUUAUUAACAAUUCUGCUGACGACGAUGGUGAUGAUAAUAAUAAUAACAAUAAUGAUGCGGUUAUGGGUUCAUGGGAUUUUACUGAAGCCUGUGUUAUCACAUGUGGUCGACCUCAAUGUUCUGUGAAGUGUACAAUAACUAUACCGCCGACAAAUUCUGUUUGGGCUGCUUAUCGUAAUCGUAUAUUAGUGAUUAAUGCAUUUACACUACAAUUAGUUGAUUGUUUCAAAGUUCAUGCAAUACAAGACUCACAAGUACAAACAAUGACAUGGUAUAAAGAUGGUGUUUGGAUGUCAAUACGACGUGAAUCAAUUCUUCGGUUAUACCAUGUAAUUAGUCAUGAAUUAAUACAAACUGUUGACUUGAAUCAAACAAUUAUGAGUUUAGUAUUAUCUAACUCCAAUAAACCAGAAUACAGUGACAUUUCUUCCAAGGUCAAAUCGCCUUCCUUUGCCGUCACCACACUUAAAGCAAUGAAUGAUCGUUUAUGGAUUGGUACUAGUGUUGGAUUAAUUGUCACAAUUCAUUUCCAAGAUGGUCUGUUCAACAGAACAUUCCAGCGGUCAUCAUCAGGACGUCAGAAAGACUCAAUCAAUUUGUCAAAACGUAUUUGUAAAGCUAUUCUGGAUUGUUCAUUAGUACAGAUAAGUGUACAUCAGCAUACAACGCCGGUGAGAUUUUUUGUUUCACCAACCGUUGUACAACAACAUAAUGAAGAUAGCGCGAAUAUACAGUCCAAUUGUAAAUCGCUCAUGCCUUAUGAAAAAUCAUCUGCGUCUCAGAAAUCAUCUGACCCGCCCACAUCUAAUAAGCAUAAGAAGAAAAUGGAAAGAUCAAGCGUGUUUAUCGUUUCCGGUGCUGAAGGUCACGUGAUUAGUAAUCAAAAAGAUGAUUCAAGAAACAAGUCGAAUAAAGGAUCCACAGAUCAGAAUAGUUUAGAUCAAAGUCAUUUAAUUCUAUGGAAAUUGUAAAUCAUUAUAGCAGCUUUAUCAUUAUUAUCACUAAUAUUAUUACUAUUAUUAUCAAUAACACACCUCCUAUGUGUAAUAUGUACAAAUUUCGCUUUGUAGUAAUAGUUUCAGUAGUAGUAGUAGUAGUAGUACUAGCCCCCUCUUCUUCUUCUUUGUCUUUACUCCACUAUUUAAAGUGUAAGAAUGUACAAUUCAGUCAUCUCUUUAAAACAUAAUAUCCUUUCUUAUAUUUUCCAUUCAUUCGUUCAUUCACAUUCACUGAUUGGAUUGGAUUGGAUUGUAUAAAUCUAGCCGUUGAGAUACUAUUAAUAAAACUACUGAUAAUACUUUGGGACAACCUGACUUUACUUCAAUUACUGUCUUGAUUCUCUCCUCUUCAACUGUGUUAUUUCAACUGAAGAUGAUCACUUGUGUAUAAAGUAUUCUUCUUGUUGAAUGUUUGCCUGACCAUAAAGGCUGACACUCACACACAAAAAUGAUCAUGUUCGCCACAUUUGUAAAUAAUAAUAAUGAUAAUAAUAAUAAUAAUAGUAAUAGUAGUAAUGGUAAUGAAUAUUACCCUUUACUAACUUAUCUUCAUUGUAUUUUCUAGCCUACUCAUUGUUUUUUCUAAAAUAAAUCAGUUAAUAUCACACAAUUUUUAUUUUAUUUAUAGUAAUCAUUUUUGAAACAAAACAAAUAUAAGCUGAAUUCUUUA
Trichobilharzia regenti is the source of this 5438-nucleotide messenger RNA. Lineage: Eukaryota; Metazoa; Platyhelminthes; Trematoda; Strigeidida; Schistosomatidae. The record is from the annotation of a GenBank genome assembly.